CCCCCGUGAAAGACUGCCGGGCGCAUGCGGCCGUGGUUGUCUACUGGCUGCCGGGCCCUCACCGCGCGCCUCGCUGACCGAGCUCUGUAGCUGACAGGGUAUCUGAAGCCGGCCUCAGGUAGGCUGACUCCAGGGACCCCGGGGGAACUGUUCUCCAGUGCACCAGUUGGCGGCGCGAGCUGAGUCCGGCGCGGGACAGCGCGGCUGACAGACACCGCUCCCCACCAAUCAGGGGUCAAAAAGGAAAAUGAAGUACAUUCUAGUUACUGGCGGAGUUAUAUCAGGAAUUGGAAAAGGAAUCAUUGCCAGCAGUGUGGGCACAAUACUGAAGUCAUGUGGUUUACAUGUAACUUCAAUUAAAAUUGACCCCUACAUUAACAUUGAUGCUGGGACAUUCUCUCCUUAUGAGCAUGGCGAAGUUUUUGUGCUGGAUGAUGGUGGGGAAGUAGACCUUGACCUGGGUAACUAUGAGCGGUUCCUUGACAUCCGCCUCACCAAGGACAAUAAUCUGACCACUGGAAAGAUAUACCAGUACGUCAUUAACAAGGAACGUAAAGGAGAUUACUUGGGGAAAACCGUCCAAGUUGUCCCUCAUAUCACAGAUGCCAUCCAGGAGUGGGUCAUGAGACAGGCAUUAAUACCUGUAGAUGAAGAUGGCCUAGAGCCUCAAGUGUGUGUUAUUGAGCUCGGUGGAACAGUGGGAGAUAUAGAAAGCAUGCCCUUUAUUGAGGCCUUCCGUCAGUUCCAGUUCAAGGUCAAAAGAGAGAACUUUUGUAAUAUUCACGUCAGUCUAGUUCCUCAGCCAAGUUCAACAGGGGAACAGAAGACUAAACCCACCCAGAAUAGUGUUCGGGAACUUAGAGGGCUUGGGCUUUCCCCAGAUCUGGUUGUGUGCAGGUGCUCAAAUCCUCUCGACACAUCAGUGAAAGAGAAAAUAUCAAUGUUCUGCCAUGUUGAACCUGAACAAGUGAUCUGUGUCCACGAUGUCUCAUCCAUCUACCGAGUCCCAUUGUUACUAGAGGAGCAGGGGGUUGUAGAUUAUUUUCUCCGAAGACUUGACCUGCCUAUUGAGAGGCAGCCACGAAAAAUGCUGAUGAAGUGGAAAGAGAUGGCGGACAGAUACGAUCGCUUGCUGGAGACGUGCUCUAUUGCCCUGGUGGGCAAAUACACCAAGUUCUCAGACUCCUACGCCUCUGUCAUUAAAGCUCUGGAGCAUUCUGCUCUGGCCAUCAACCACAAACUGGAAAUCAAAUACAUCGAUUCUACAGACUUGGAGUUGAGCACCUUACAAGAAGAGCCGGUGCGCUACCAUGAAGCCUGGCAGAAGCUCUGCAGUGCUCAUGGAGUGCUGGUUCCAGGAGGGUUUGGUGUUCGAGGAACAGAAGGAAAAAUCCAAGCAAUUGCCUGGGCUCGAAAACAGAAAAAGCCUUUUUUGGGUGUGUGCUUAGGAAUGCAGUUGGCGGUGGUUGAAUUUUCAAGAAAUAUGCUGGGAUGGCAAGAUGCCAAUUCUACAGAGUUUGACCCUAAGACCAGCCAUCCUGUGGUCAUAGACAUGCCAGAACACAAUCCUGGGCAGAUGGGCGGAACCAUGAGGCUGGGCAAGAGGAGAACCCUGUUCCAGACCAAGAACUCAGUCAUGAGGAAACUCUAUGGAGAUGUAGAUUACUUGGAAGAGAGGCAUCGCCACAGAUUUGAGGUGAAUCCAGUCUUGAAAAAGUGUUUGGAAGAGCAAGGCUUGAAGUUUGUUGGCCAAGAUGUUGAGGGAGAGAGAAUGGAAAUUGUGGAGUUGGAAGAUCAUCCUUUUUUUGUUGGGGUUCAGUACCACCCUGAGUUCCUGUCGAGACCUAUCAAGCCCUCCCCCCCAUACUUUGGCCUCCUCUUGGCCUCUGUGGGGCGACUCCCGCAUUACCUCCAGAAAGGCUGCAGGCUCUCGCCCAGGGACACCUAUAGUGACAGAAGUGGAAGCAGCUCCCCUGACUCUGAAAUCACUGAAUUGAAGUUUCCAUCAAUAAAUCAUGACUGAUCUGGUAAAGAAUGAUUCUUCAAGAGAGCCUUCAAACUUUGAGUUUACAGCUUUGAUUUUACACUCGGCUUUUGACACUUCCUUUAAAUUAUGUUUUUAUUAAGAUUAUUUUAUUAUGGGGUAAAUGUAUUUGGAAAACUCUGUCACUUGCAUGUCCCAUCACGUAUUCUGGCUCCUUCUACAUGAUGUGCUGCAUGUUGUACGACCCUCUCCUUUGCAGUUCUUGGGUUUCUAAGAGGAAAAGUGGAACAUCUAGACAGGAACUGAUGAUGGAUGGGGCCAGCAGAGUGCCCCAUUGAUCUCCUUGUUUCUCCAACUACCUCGCGUCAUUGUGGAUUUGAGUGCAUUGCCUGUUGCUGUCCCUUGGACAUCUAGACCGUUAUAAAGUGUGCCAUGUGGAUUUAACAAGCGCAGAAAGAUACUUUUAGCUUAUAACUCUUGGUGCUGGUAAACUGUGGGUGUUGCUUGCCACUGCCACUAAGAGCAGUGAAGCCGGAGACAAAUCUCAUUAGUGCCCUGAGUUGGGACUCGGUGCCAACUGUGGCUGGUCCUCAUUGUCCAAAGGGAUGGUCAGUUUGGUGUCAUGUGAAACAGCAAGAAAUCUGUCUCUGAAGUGUGAUUUUAAAAUCUCCGCGCCUCUGGCUGCGCUUCCUAUUCCUGGGGUUGGGAAACACUCCUUGCAUCAAGGGGUCACUUGAAGAAGAACAAAGAAUCUUUUGGGGAAUCUGCCUCUAAAACCCUCUCAUAUAUAGACAGCUUUGACUUGAGGGUACUUUUUUCUUCCAGGACGGUGUUACUGCAAUUAAAAUGCAAUAUGAAAAGCUAUUUUCUUAAUGUGACGUAAUAAUAGCCACAGCCACGUGCCUACUAUAUUCUGGCUGGACUUGAUGUGUGCUCUAACUUAAGAAAUAAAUAAUGCAGAACGUGA
This is a messenger RNA of Cynocephalus volans (Philippine flying lemur), 2951 nucleotides long. RefSeq names its product CTP synthase 1 (gene CTPS1). Gene Ontology annotation, molecular function: CTP synthase activity; identical protein binding. Gene Ontology annotation, biological process: pyrimidine nucleobase biosynthetic process; CTP biosynthetic process. The record is from RefSeq and is a predicted model, not a curated record. The transcript is spliced from 19 exons. Gene Ontology annotation, cellular component: cytoplasm; cytoophidium. NCBI's taxonomy places the organism in Eukaryota, Metazoa, Chordata, Mammalia, Dermoptera, Cynocephalidae. The coding region runs from base 248 to 2023 and encodes 591 amino acids.